AUGGAGCGUGCUGCGCGCUCGCUUCAGCCUCAUCUGGGAUAUCGAACGGAUCGCUGUGCGCCACACUACUCGUUGCGCCGCCUGAACAGAACGAGCGAAGCGAUGGUGGAGGUGACGGUGCUGGACUACGGUGCUGGUAACGUGCGCAGCCUGAAGAAUGCUAUCCGCGCAGCGGGCCAUUCGGUGAAGGACGUAACCUGCGCUGGAGAUAUCCGCAACGCCGAUGUCCUCAUCUUCCCGGGCGUGGGCAACUUCCGAGCGGCCAUGGAAUUCCUUAACGCCAGCGGCUACGUGGAAGAGCUCAAGAACUACGUUACUGCAGACCGUCGCUUCAUGGGUAUCUGCUUGGGUAUGCAGACGCUAUUUGAGGGAUCGGAGGAGUGCCCCGAGCUCAAGGGUCUGGGCGUCAUCAAGGGCAAAGUGGCUCGAUUUCCGUCUGAGCAGGUGACGGUGCCGCACAUUGGCUGGAACGGUAUCAACGCCUGGAAGAAGUCGGCACUGUUUUCUUCCCUGCCUGUUAGCACAGUGGAGGCCAAGGUGUACUUCGUGCACUCGUUCCGCGCCACCAAGACGGAAAAGAACGCCGAGUGGGUGCUUUCCACUACCAACUAUGGAGACUUAGAAUUCGUCAGUGCUGUGCAGAAGGGCAACGUCAUGGCCACGCAGUUUCACCCUGAAAAGAGUGGAGCGAUCGGUAUUGCUAUUCUGAAGGGAUUCUUGGAGAACAAGGACCUCGCAGACCACGAUGCUCCGAUCCCCACGGCACUGACGGCACCACGGACGACGCUCUCUAAGCGCAUCAUUGCGUGUCUGGAUGUGCGUGCCAACGACCAAGGAGACCUCGUGGUGACUAAAGGGGACCAGUACGACGUUCGCGAGACCUCCGAUAGUGCUAAAGGAGGAACCGUUCGCAACAUGGGCAAACCGGUGGAUCUGUGUAAGCGCUACUUCGAAGAGGGUGCGGAUGAGGUAGCGUUCCUCAACAUUACGAGCUUUCGCGAACAGCCGAUGGGCGACUUGCCGAUGGUGCAGGUGCUAGAGGCCAGCUCCGAGUGUGUGUUCGUGCCGCUCACGAUUGGUGGUGGUAUCCGCGACUACGUGGACGACCAACAGAAAACCCACUCUGCGUUGGAUGUGGCUGCACUGUACUUCCGCUCGGGUGCUGACAAAGUUUCCAUCGGUAGUGAUGCCGUGUACACGGCUGAGAAAUACUACGCGAAUGGGGGCAAGGGUGACGGUACCAGCUCGAUCGAGACCAUUUCUGCUGUGUACGGCAAUCAGGCCGUAGUGGUGUCUAUGGAUCCGAAGCGGGUGUAUGUGGCAUCGUUCUACGAUGAGAACGCCAAGGGCCACAACGUCGUCAAGCUGUCGCAACCAGGACCGAACGGUGAGGAGUACUGUUGGUAUCAGAUGACGGUUCGUGGUGGCCGUGAGACCCGCGACAUCGACGUGGUGCAACUGGCCCAAGCAGUUGAAGCCCUCGGCGCCGGUGAACUUUUGCUCAAUUGCGUGGACAUGGAUGGCCAGAAGAUCGGUUAUGAUCUGGAUUUGAUCUCAAUUGUGAAGAAAUCGGUGCGCAUUCCCGUCAUUGCGUCCAGUGGCGCCGGUAAACCGCAGCAUUUUACCGAAGUCUUUGAGAAGACAAACUGCGACGCUGCCCUCGCAGCUGGUAUCUUCCACCGUAAGGAGGUGGCCAUCCAAGACGUCAAGGCACAACUUCACACCGAUAGCAUUAGUGUGCGCCUCUAG
Messenger RNA from Phytophthora infestans T30-4, 1749 nucleotides. Its product is annotated as imidazole glycerol phosphate synthase hisHF, putative. Bases 1 to 1749 code for a protein of 582 amino acids. The record is from RefSeq and is a predicted model, not a curated record. Gene Ontology annotation, molecular function: oxo-acid-lyase activity; imidazoleglycerol-phosphate synthase activity. Gene Ontology annotation, biological process: L-histidine biosynthetic process. The transcript is spliced from 3 exons. NCBI's taxonomy places the organism in Eukaryota, Oomycota, Peronosporomycetes, Peronosporales, Peronosporaceae.